CCCGGUUCCCAUCCCUACACCCACACAAGCGCUCUCUCCCUCUUCUGUGUUCAAAGCCGAGAGCCGAAACCCUCAGCCCCCCUCUUCCUCUUCCUCUCUCUCUCUCUCUCUCUCUCUCUCUCUGUCUGCGUUUGAGAUCUAAAGCCCUAGCCUCUCUUUUCCUGUUUAGAAGAUGACAGAAGAGCUGGAGUAUCGAUGCUUCAUCGGUGGCCUUGCAUGGUCAACAUCUGAUAGAAGUCUAAGAGAAGCAUUUGAAAAGUUUGGAAAGCUCAUUGAAGCUAAGGUAGUUGUUGAUAAGUUUUCUGGACGCUCUCGUGGAUUUGGGUUUGUCACUUUUGAUGAUAAAAAAGCAAUGGAAGAGGCCAUUGAGGAAAUGAAUGGAUUGGAUUUAGAUGGACGAACUAUCACUGUUGAUAAAGCUCAGCCUCACCAAGGUGGUGGAGGUAGAGAUUUUGACGGCGACCGUGGUCGUGACCGCGGUCGUGAUCGUGACCGUGGUCGCGACUUUGGAGGUGGAGGUGGGCGUGGAGGUGGAGGAGACUGCUUCAAGUGUGGCAAGCCAGGGCAUUUUGCCAGGGAGUGUCCAAGUGAAGGUUCAAGAGGAGGGGGUGGCAGGUAUGGUGAUAGGGAUGAUAAGUAUGGCGGCGGCGGCGGCGGUGGUAGUGGUCGUUAUGGACCUGAUCGAAAUGGAGACCGAUCAUCUAGUGGGCGCAGCAGGGAUUCUGGUAGUCAUGGAGGUUCUGGAAGUGAUCGAUACAGUCGUGACCGCUCUGGCCCAUAUGACCGUCGGAGUACAGGUGGCUUCCGUUCUGGAUAGAACAAUUGCGUCCUAUAGUGCUUGGGAACCUGAGGAGCUGCUCAGGUGACUGUCUCUCUCUGCACUGCUUUGAAGUUUCCCCUCGCUGGAUGUGUCCUCUGAUGAUUUUCUGGGUUGGACCAGUAUUUUGAAGUGCGAAUCUUGCAUAGAUAUUCACCUGUUUUUUGUUGCUAAAUGCUCGACCGAAUGUUUGAUCCGAUGGAAUUUUAUGCAUGCUUGCAAAUGAUAUUUCAAUUUGGCCUUAUACUCUAUGAAUCCAUUGCGACUGGUGGUUGUCUGUGACUUUCA
Molecule: messenger RNA, 1105 nt
Organism: Pyrus x bretschneideri (Chinese white pear)
Lineage: Eukaryota; Viridiplantae; Streptophyta; Magnoliopsida; Rosales; Rosaceae
Product: glycine-rich RNA-binding protein RZ1A
Exons: 4
Coding region: 173-817 (214 amino acids)
Molecular function (GO): RNA binding; zinc ion binding
Source: RefSeq, a predicted model, not a curated record